ACCUCGUUGAAAGAAAAAACCCAUUUCAAGGCGGGAUUGUCGAUAAAAGGAAUAUUUCCGAAACUAGAUUUAAAUCUGCGACAUUAGUAAUAACGAAUAUGUGGAACGUGAACCGAUUAGUACUAAGUUUUAGCGUCUUAGUAAUACUAACUAAUGGACAAAGAGCGUACGAACGCCCAAACAAGAUAAAUGUGGCUCUCUACUUUGAAUCCCUUUGCCCGGACAGCCAAAAUUUCCUCAUUAAUCAACUAUACCCGACCUGGAACACCAUCAAGGACUACGUGAAUAUCCGGUUUAUCCCAUUUGGAAAAAGCGCCAGUAAAGAAAAUGGGCAAAAAUUCACUUGCCAACACGGCUCCCAAGAAUGUAAAGGCAACCGCAUUAUGUCGUGCGCCUUAACCAGAAUACCCAGCCAAGACUUGCAGGUUGAAUACCUAAGAUGCUUUAUGGAUGAAUAUAAAUUUGCAAUAUUCGGUGCAAAUGAAAAUGGGCAAAAGUGCGCCCGGUUGGUUAACGUGGACUUUGAGGAAAUGAUGAGUAAAUGCUACCAAACAAGAGAAGGAACUGACUUGCAGCUGCAAGCUGAAGCCGAUACCAGCGCAGUUCGGCCAAAAUUCGUCCCAACAAUCGUCUAUAACGAGGCAUUUGACCAACAACUUCAAGACGAAAGCGUCCAGAACUUCAGGCAAACAGUGUGCAAACUCGUUCGUCUUUACAAUAUUGGAAACUGUACUUAAUAUGCGAAUAAACCUGUAAACUGUUAUUAAAUUGUUUAUUGUAA
Molecule: messenger RNA, 781 nt
Organism: Dendroctonus ponderosae (mountain pine beetle)
Lineage: Eukaryota; Metazoa; Arthropoda; Insecta; Coleoptera; Curculionidae
Product: GILT-like protein 1
Exons: 5
Coding region: 99-737 (212 amino acids)
Molecular function (GO): oxidoreductase activity, acting on a sulfur group of donors, disulfide as acceptor
Source: RefSeq, a predicted model, not a curated record